AUACAAAUACAAUUAUGAUUAGAAGAUUGAGCCUUAGAGGAGUUAGGUUCAAUUCAGGAGCAACAGCUGGUCUCAAGCUUUCCAAAUUCGACGAACACUACACUUCAAUUGCUAUAGAUGGUGAAUUACAUCAUUUCAAAAACUUGUUUUUACGUGACUCUUGCACUUCUGAAGCUUCGGUAGAUCCAUUUUCUCGCCAAAAGCUUUUCAGUACUGGUGACAUCACUCAAACCUUAAACAUUAUUGAUGCCAGAGUGAAUGGAGAUAACCUAGAAGUGAAAUGGCAUGAUGGUGAAUCGCAAUCCUCAUCUACUUUCCUGAAGGAUUUCUUGGAUUCCCACAAGAAUCUUGAGAGUAGUCUUAGAGGUAAAUUUUUCCACCAUGAUCGACUUUUUUGGGAUAUGAAGUCAUUGAAACCUUAUCUCGGGGAGCUUCAAGUGGAUUGUUCAGAUUACAAUUCUACCGAGGGAUUCCAUUCAACAUUGGAUAACCUUAACCGAUUUGGAUUAAGUUUCAUCAAUAGUAUACCUAAACCAGCAGAAACAACCAUGACGGAAGAAAAUGCAUACAGCUGGCCAGUUGCGCAGCUUGCAAACAAAUUUGGGUACAUCAAGAAGACAUUUUAUGGGACUCUCUUUGACGUGAAAAAUGAGAAGGAGGAUGCCAAGAACAUUGCCAACACGAACACCUUUUUGCCCUUACAUAUGGACUUGUUGUAUUACGAGUCUCCACCAGGUUUACAAUUCUUACACUUCAUUGAAAAUUCCACCGAAGGUGGAGAGAAUGUUUUUAGUGAUUCAUUUCUGGCAGUAGAAUUCGUUAAGUCCGAAGAUAUGGCUGCCUACGAAGCUUUGACUAAAUUCCCAAUUACUUUCCACUACGACAACAAUGGGGAGUAUUACUACUACACUAGACCAUUGGUUGUCGAGGACCCCCUCACAGGAGUGCUCCAGGCAGUUAAUUAUUCUCCUCCAUUCCAAGGACCAUUUGAACUCGGAACUACCUCUGAUUCUCAUCAAUUACUCUUUAAUGAUUUCCUACGCGGUUUAAUUCUCUUUGAAAGUUUUGUUAACGAUCCAGCAAAUCAAUACAAGGUGAAGAUGCCAGAAGGUUCUUGUGUAGUUUUUGACAAUAGAAGGGUGCUACAUUCAAGACUUGAGUUCUCAGAUGCCAAUGGAGGCGAUCGUUGGCUAAUGGGGUGUUAUGUUGAUGGCGACAGCUAUAGAUCUCGACUCAGAAUUAGAAGCAGAAGUCUGUAAAUGGUAACAUACUCU
Molecule: messenger RNA, 1274 nt
Organism: [Candida] anglica
Lineage: Eukaryota; Fungi; Ascomycota; Pichiomycetes; Serinales; Debaryomycetaceae
Source: the annotation of a GenBank genome assembly